AUGUCGAAUCUCUAUUACUUCACACUUGGGAGUGAAGACUUCUUCUCGGAAAUGAGUUUUGUCAAAACGGAAAAAUUCGAAAAGACCGAAUACCAGUACGCGGCCCCCAGCUCCGAGCUCUUCGCCUUGGUUCGAGAGGCAAGAGUCAUGCAUCUUGCGCUUUUGGUCCUUGAAGAGCCCAAACUACAGUCCCAGCUCACCGAAUUUCGUGUUGAUGCGUCUCACGACACCCUGGUGAACUAUUGCCAGCCCGGCCUCCCAAUCACCUUAUUCGACAAGCAGUCCCCGUUCGUUAAACGACUUGCGACUGGUUUCGCGUCGGCGAAGAAUAUCACCAAGUUUCGCCUCGUUCUCAACAGUUGUGAGAACCACAGGUUUGCCGAGUGGAUCCUCAAAGAGGGCCGCGUCUCCCACACACUUUCAUCUAUGCCUCAGUUAGAAGAGCUCUACCUUGAGCUUCACGGAUUGCCUGUCUUUUCGGCCCUCCCUGACAUGACCUUCCCAUGA
Molecule: messenger RNA, 507 nt
Organism: Fusarium verticillioides 7600
Lineage: Eukaryota; Fungi; Ascomycota; Sordariomycetes; Hypocreales; Nectriaceae
Exons: 2
Coding region: 1-507 (168 amino acids)
Source: RefSeq, a predicted model, not a curated record